AUGGAAGUCCCCUUCGAGUUCCUCCACGGCCGGCCCUGCGCGCCGCCCUGCCUCGCUCGACCGUCUCGGUCUGCAGGCGACAGUGAGGCCUCUUCUGCGUCUCGUUUGGCCUGUGAGCCUUUGCAGAAGUUCUCUCUGGACUUGUGUGCCGCCACAUUUGUCUUGGAUGGCGGUCUGCUUCUGCAGAUCGGCGCGCACGCGGCGAAGCUGCGGAAAUCCCAGGGGGGUCUGUCCCUCUCUGCCUCCGCGCGGCCUCCUAGCCACGCUCUCCUCGCGGAGACACACCGGCGAAACCGCGACGCGUCCUCGCUUCCGCCCUCUGCGGGGACCACGCAGCCUGGCGGCGGUCGUGGAUCCUCACAGAGCGCCAGCUGCCCGCGGGCCUUCGCCUUCGUGGAGUUUUUCUCUGCGACUUCAUCCGCCGCGGAUUCCGGCGACGACGGGCGCGGCGGGAAGGGCGGCGUCUGGGUACAGACGGGCAGCCAUAGCUUCGAUUUGCUUGCGUUUUUGUUCGACUGCGUAGACAUUUUGGGGGAAAAGUCCGCCGCAGCCCAGGGGAUUCGCCAUGCGAUGACGUCGCUUGCCAAGAUUGAGCAGCUGCAGGCCCGAGGCGCGCGGACCGGAGGCCGAGGAAUCGACGACGGCGAGGGGUUCGUCCGGCUGUACGUGCGCCUCAGCCGCGGACGCCUCUGCGGAUUUCUGAAAGUUGGAAAAAAGACGCUCUGGGUCGGAACUGCGACCGGCAUGGAAAAAAUCAAUCCCGUGUCUCUCCUCGAUUUUUACGUCGUGGAGAGUUGCCAGCGCGAAGGCCACGGCGGCGCGUUGUUUGCCUGCAUGCUCGCCAACGAGAGGCUCGCCGCGGCCGCCCUGGCGUACGAUCGCCCGUCGCCCAAGCUUUUUGCGUUCCUCGACAAACACUACGGGCUGAGGAACUACGUGCCGCAGGCAAACAAUUUUGUCGUUUUCGACAGGUACUUUGACCUUGGCACGCACCAGACGUCCGCGACGGACGCGCAGCGAGCGAGAUCCUUUCACGAGACAGGCGCGCGCCGAAACGGCGACCCGAUGCGCGGCAGGAGAGAGACCCAGCCGCGCGAAACCCAGCUAGUCGCUGCAGACGCCCGGAGACCCAUGACGACUUUUCCCUCGGGGUGCCGGCUGGCGAGCGCCCGUCUGUCCUCUCCUCGCAGGGAGAUAGGCGCGGCGUCGCUGCGCAGCGCCGCCGGAGGUCGCAGGCUCGGGGACUUCUCGCCCGUCCUCUCGGCAGCGGAGAGAAGCGACUCGCGGGCGCUUUCCCGCGAGGCGUCCUUCCACCGUGUGCUUCCCUCGCUUCACUCCGCCGCUCCCAAAGCUGCGGAGAGAGACGACCGCCUAGAGGCGCUCGCCGGGCUGCCGUCCGCGGCCUCUUCCGCAGCUCGGUCUCGACAUCUGACGUCGGGCGGCGUCGCAGCCUCGCUGAACCCCCGCACGGAGAGGCCUCCUUCUCGCCUGGCUUUCUCGCGCGGCGCGGAUCGUGGGACCGCCGAGGGACGCGGCGCGAGAGAAGAGGCAGACGACAGCGCGCGGCACUCGCGUCUCUCUUUGACGUCGUUCGAGAGAGGCACCCACGACGCGCGAGGCUGGGACGAGGGGGCUGCGACCGAGAGACAGGGUUCGCGUCUACUCUCCGCCGCGGAGGGCUCGACUGAGCUUCCGCGUCCGGCGGGGGGGGGGUCAGAGAGAUCCUCGUGGGAAGACGCUGGGGGAAGGAAGCAAACCCUGCUGCGGACGCUCCCUGGGCUCGCGGUCCCGAAGGCCUCGCGGCCCGCCUAUCCUGCUUUCCCCGAAAAAAGCUUCUCGGAGUCGCGCUUCGGUGGCGAGAGUUGCCCUGCCUUCCCGAGAGAGCGAGACGAGGAGCGCGGCGCGGUUUUUGCGGGCUCCUAUUCUCAGCCACAGACAGCGCAGCGGACUCAUCAGGAUGAUGUGCAUCGAACAGAGAGCGAGAGGCAGACUGCCCGCGCGCGUCUCUCUUCACUCUGCGCAAGCUCUCAGCAUGCGUCCCGCCUCCCCGCUUUCCAGUCUCCCUCAGGCCCUCCCUCUGCGGCCUCUUCGGUCUCUUCUUCAGCCGGGGCGGCGCCCAUGACGCGAAUCGUGCCGCGAGACGCGGUACGGGGGCGGUCGUCGUACGACGCGCCGCUGGGUGGAGCGAGCAAAUUUGCUCCAUGCGACGCGCAGACAGGUUGGAGUGCCCGCGCAGAAGGGAGUCGAGCCGGCGAGCUCGACUCCGCAGCUCGUCUAGCGGCCGACACCAGCGGGCGAGACGCGAAGCAGACGCGAGCUGCGAGCGGAGGCGCACACCUGCGGAGUCUGCAGGUGGCUUCGGCGCUCGAGGGGUUGUAA
Besnoitia besnoiti is the source of this 2379-nucleotide messenger RNA. RefSeq names its product putative alpha-tubulin N-acetyltransferase. Gene Ontology annotation, biological process: alpha-tubulin acetylation. The record is from RefSeq and is a predicted model, not a curated record. The transcript has 2 exons. Gene Ontology annotation, molecular function: tubulin N-acetyltransferase activity. Lineage: Eukaryota; Apicomplexa; Conoidasida; Eucoccidiorida; Sarcocystidae. Gene Ontology annotation, cellular component: microtubule. The coding region runs from base 1 to 2379 and encodes 792 amino acids.